AUGUCUUUAGCGUUGCAGACAUUGUUGAAGAGAGCGACCACUUAUCUGAACCUCUCGUCCGUCACCUCCAGAAAGCAGUCGUUGAGCGAUGACUUACGCGAAGAAGUGGUUUACAGCAAAAACAAUGUCUGCGUUCACUCCCUGGACAGACACACCAACCAAUUGGUCCACAACUUGGGAUACCUAACGAUCAAAACUCAUCUCAAUAACAAUAAUAAUCAAAACAGUGCUUCCGAUGACCAGCUGUGGACUCUAUGUCUUCAGUGGACACCAAAUGAAUGUCUGACCAAACAUUUGGAUCAUAAUUACGAGGAAUGCGUUCAAAACAAUCAUAUCAUUGCCGGUGAUGUUCAAAAUGAAAGCAACGAAUUGAUCCACAAAACAGAUGUCGAUGUAAAAGACAUGGAAAAGACAGCGGGAGGUGACGGAUGUGAUGAUGACUUCGUCCCAGAAUUUAAUAUCAGUAUUCAUAGCGAUUCCAAUAAUUACAAGAAUAUAACCAAUUCUAGUCAUUCCAGUGAUAGUGAACGCAAACGCAGGAACAGUGCGGCUGAAGACAAGAAUAAGCCGUCGAGUGAUAGUCGAGGGCUGAGUGUCAGACGGUGUCAGAGCUGUCGAAACACUCCUCUCAAAAGAAGUCUUAACAACGAGAACUCAAUCAAUACAUUUAGUGUCGAUUUAAAGCAAAUCAAGUCUUUGAGAGUAUUCUUCGGCGGUGAAGAAUCGGAGUCCAGUUGUCUAGUAAAUGGUUCUGAAGUCGGAGUAGAAGUGAUCGACAAUACGAGUGGACAACUGGUUAUUGUGAGCAGAGAUUCAUUCUAUAAGGUCUUUGACUUUCAUUGCGGAGGUUUAGACCGACUCCUCAAUGUGUUGAAUGGUUUGGACAUUUGGGACAAAUCCGAGACAUCGAAGGAAACCAAUUCAUUGCAGUUCUCUAUCUGUCGACCAAAACUUGAUUCACACGAAUGUCAUCCGGAAGAGGAGCUCUAUGUCAUAAUCGAUGACAACAAAUGGACAGAUAGUGUCAACGAAUUCGGACAAAUCAUUGACGAACAGACGCUGAGGAAAACAGUAUUCUUUGCCGGAAUUGAUCCGUGUCUUCGGCGCCAUAUUUGGCCAUUUCUUUUGCGAAGAUAUGAAUUUGAUUCGACAUUUUCUGAGAGAGAAUCCGAUGACUCGCUUAAAGCCAAAGAGUAUUAUGAGAUAAACAAGAAGUUAGAGGCAAUGAGUGACAGCGAAAGGGAUUGGUUUUGGCGACACAUCGAGAGCAUCGUCGAGAAGGACGUCCCGCGCACUGACCGCUCGAACCCGUACUUCGCCGGCGAUAACAACUAUAAUAUCGACAAAAUGAAGCGAAUAUUAAUAAACUUCGCGCUCUAUUGCCCGCAAAUGGGUUACACUCAGGGAAUGUCGGAUCUGUUGGCACCACUUCUUUGUGAGAUUCAAUGCGAACACAAGACCUUCUGGUGUUUUGUAUCUAUGAUGCGAUUGACUCGCUUUGUCUGUUCCCCCAAAGACACUGAUAUGGACCACAAUCUGGCAUUACUUCGGGAACUGUUGCGCCUAAUGAACCCCAACUUCUACCAACAUAUCAGACGAUUCUCUAAUGACUUGGGAUUACUGUUCACUCAUCGAUGGAUUCUGUUGUGUUUUAAGCGUGAAUUCCAUGAGACAGAAGCCCUUCAUAUAUGGGAGUCGUGUUGGUCUCACUAUCAGACCCAUUACUUCCACCUAUUUAUAUGUUUAGCCAUUAUCUGUAUUUAUGGUAAAGAUGUCAUCACACAUGACAUGGAUUCCGAUGAAGUGCUCUUCCAUUUCAGUACACUCUCGAUGAAUAUGAACGGAAAGUUGAUUCUCAGAAAGGCCAGAGGGCUGUUCCAUGAAUUCAAUAUUCUGCCAAAGAUUCCGUGUUCUCUCAAGAAUGUCACCAAAUGUGGGCCUAAUAUAGAGAUGUGGGAUAAUAACAGAGAGCAAGUGAUUGAAUGUAUCAAAAAAUUGCCAAAUGUCUGUAAUUCCGGUGCAAUGUGUGGCUGCGACCCAAAUACCCAAUGAUAUACUAAUCAGUGAAAUGCAAAUUAAACUCAAUAUUAUUAAUAUAUAAAACAAAUUUAUGUGAAAUUUUACGAUAAUAUAACUCAAAACCUAG
Oppiella nova is the source of this 2146-nucleotide messenger RNA. NCBI's taxonomy places the organism in Eukaryota, Metazoa, Arthropoda, Arachnida, Sarcoptiformes, Oppiidae. The record is from the annotation of a GenBank genome assembly.